Messenger RNA from Menidia menidia (Atlantic silverside), 2483 nucleotides. The record is from the annotation of a GenBank genome assembly. NCBI's taxonomy places the organism in Eukaryota, Metazoa, Chordata, Actinopteri, Atheriniformes, Atherinopsidae.
AUGGCUGAAGACUUUGACUGUCAAAACCUCCUGUGUGAAGAACUAGAGGAUUUGGAAACCAAGAGCACCCCCGAGAAGACAGCUGGGAAGAAGACCGAGGGAAGUGAGAAUGGGCUUAGUCAGAAGGAUGAUGAGGAGAUGGAGUGUGGAGAGAAGAUUGGGGAAGAGGAGGAAAUGGAAAACGAAGCUGUAUUGGAGAAAGAACUGACGAAAGGAGAGACGAAGCCGGAGAGGGGGCCAGAGGUCCAGGAUGUCCUGAUGGAAAACAAAGAGAUGGCAGACGAGGAGGAGAAUAAAGAGGCAAAGAAUCCCGACCUGGAGGCCAGAGAUGAGCAGAAGAAGAGCAGGAAGAGGCGUGGAAGGAAGCAGAACGAGCCGGUGAGACCGAGGAGAGUCGCAAAGGAGGCCGAGGGGAAGCCGGACGAUGGCGGGAAAAGCCAGGAUCUUCCUGCUGUGGGGCUGGAGGAGAGGGCCGGCGUGGGGCUGAGGAGCAGCUGUGAGCUGUCGGACUCCGUGUAUCUGGGGUUCGGGGGGGUCGGGGGGGUCGGGCUGUUCUGCCCCCCGGUUUCUCUGCUGUACUCCCAGCCCUCGGCCCCCGUCCCAGCUCAGCCUCAGGGGACCAAACGGCCCCACAGCUCCCCUCUGGCCCACAGCCUCCACCAGCAGGAGCCACAGCCUCUGGAGAUGGAGAUUGGUCAGGUGUUCUCCGCCCGGCGCUCGAUUCGCUGCUGCGGCAGCAGGGGGCGGAGCCUCGGCCCGCCGCCCCCCCGCCCGCAGGCCCCGGGGGGCUGCCCGCUGCCGCCCGCGCCAAAGAAGAAAACCCGCACCCUCUACAGCACAGACCAGCUGGAGCAUCUGGAGGCCCUUUUCCAGGAGGACCACUAUCCCGACGCAGAGAAGAGGAAAGUCAUCGCUGCCUCGGUCGGGGUCACCCCUCAGAGAAUAAUGGUCUGGUUUCAGAACCGCAGAGCUAAAUGGAGGAAAGUGCGCUCCAUCACAGCUAAAGCCGAUUCCUCUCGGGGAAGAGCUGAAUACAGCAGCAGUCCCAUCCACAAAAUCAAUCCCGCCCUCCCCACACUGGCGUCCAACAGAAAAGGAGCUUCGGAUUAUUCGGGACACUUUGCUGCCUCGGUACCUCAGAUUGCUCCAGUGGCUUCUUUCCCUGCCCUCUCUACCCAGACCCCUCCCUCCUUCAGCUCCCUGCUGGCCAGCCUCAACAGCCCAGGUCAGGGCAGAGGGAGAGAGAUGGGCCAGCAGCAGCUUUCCUCUCAGGGGGGUUUUCCGGAGUACCACCCCCGCCCCAUGCACAGCCCCCCCCCUCUGCGGAGAGCCAGCCUCCCCCUUUUAGCCACGGCCUACAACCCCGUCAGCCCCACGCCGUCGCUGCUCAACACCCCGGCCCACACCCCCCCCCUCUUCCUGGAGGGCCUGGACGGGGGCUCCUCCGUGGCCCAUUGUGACUCCCAGUCUGUUCAGACCGACACCAGUUCACUUUUCGACUUGGCGGAUAAAAUUGAUUACCAGACGUCCUCCCAGCAGAACAGUCUCUCGUACCAGUUUCAGACCUCCUUCUCCACCAACCAGCACCAGCCUCAGGCAGCUCUACCCCACAUGGCCUACCUCACCCCCUCCCCCUACCUCACCCCCAACCCCCCCGAUGCCAACCCUGCCUCCUACUUGACUUUUGGCCCGGGGGGAAACUCCGCUGGGGUGGUUACUUACUCCACAGGUGGUCAUUCCUACUUCCAGUCCCAGAACGCUGGACAGAUCCUGCUGCAGUCGGCUGCUCAACACGGUGGUGUACCGGCCUACCCGCCCUUCCCGUGGGGUAGCGUGUAUGGUCAGCCAUCCCUGCACCAGCAUGCCCCGCCCACUUUCCCCGCUGGUUUGGGAUGUGCUCAGGACCAGCAGCCUCCCUCCACCACCGGCCUUCCUCUCCACUCCUUCUUCUCGGGGGCCGACCAGGUCCCGUCUCAGGGAAGCUUCCAGGCUCUGUCACACCCCCAAACGGCCCCCAGCGCCCUCCCGCCGGUGUCCACCCUGCGGCCCCCCCCCCUCGAACCAGAGGGGUCUCCACCCACGGCCUCAUCGCUGUUGCAGUCCCAGGUCAGCUCGGCCUCUCCAGAAAGUCCUUCGGCGCCCCCUUGUGUUAAGAUUGAGUACGACAGCCCUCAGGAGAUUCACAGCCACUUCCACUGUGACUUCUCCCCGAUACACUUUUGACUCCAUAGCCGAGUUGUGUGGAUGUUUCUAACUGUAAAUAGAAUAGUUGUAAGUUUCUUUGUGCCUUCUAUUUGUGUUUUUCAGUGGAAAUGUUAAUGUAACAAGGCUUCAUUGGGCGGCUUUAGGCUCAGCGGCAAUAAAUGUUCAUUGCUCAAACCAUAUUUUUCUUUAAAAUUUAAAUCUUUCCAACUCAUUUCUCAAUGACUAAUAACUUGAAUUAAGACGGUUUUCAAAUCAUCUUUUCAUGUUGUUGGCUUGAU